Messenger RNA from Carassius auratus (goldfish), 1543 nucleotides. RefSeq lists its product as uncharacterized. The coding region runs from base 616 to 1374 and encodes 252 amino acids. The record is from RefSeq and is a predicted model, not a curated record. NCBI's taxonomy places the organism in Eukaryota, Metazoa, Chordata, Actinopteri, Cypriniformes, Cyprinidae. The transcript is spliced from 3 exons.
ACACUUUAGCCAUUUAUAAAUGUUCAGAUCAAGUUGCCAGAUUGGUGUGUUUUCCAGUAAUUGUUCAAAAUCCACAAUCCAAAAUUAUAAACACACACAUCUACUACAGUAUUGUGGCUCAUCAAAUGGCAUGUAAUAAAGGAAAUUAAGUGCUCUCUAAAGAAGGCUACAUUGUAAGGCUACGUGUCUGUCAUUUGCCUUAAAGAAAUAAAAGGGAACAACAGAAAUAUCAAAAUGCCACCUGUCUAAAGCUAUUUUAUUCCACCUAGUACAAACUAAUAUCUAAUUGAAAACUGACCAAUCUGCCAACACCGAUGGAAAAAAAAUACUGGUAAAAAUGUAAGGAGUUCAUUUGUUCUCUCUCUCUAUCUCUUUCUUUUUUUAUCAGGUCCUUCAAAUUCUCCCCUCCUUUAUUUUAACCUCCCUCAACACAAACAUACACACACACACACACAAACCAAAGGCACUUUUAAGAGCCACGUCCGUCUUGUUACCCUGCACUUGUCUGUCUGUAGCUCGCUCUCUCUCUCUCUCUCUCUGUUUAUAUUUCUAUUUGUUGUCUCUGUCCAUCUUUUUUGUAAGUCUUUCUGUCUGUUUUUGUUUCUGCCCAUCACCAUGAGUGAUUCAGAACUCCAAGAACAGUUAAUGGAGCUGGAUAAACUGGUUGAUGAUCAAGAACUCAAUGAUGAGCUCCAAAGUCUUGAUGACUUGAUUGGUGAGCUGCAGGAAGAGAAGGAAGUGGCACCAGUAAAGACACCUGAACCGAGGGUGCGUUGGAGAAAGAGAGACAUUGAUGGAAACAUUGUCUAUGCAAGGCCAAGAUCAAGCAGGAAUCAGUCAAAUAAGGCUGAUCCCAUUCGGAAAUCUGAUCCUCCCAUCAAUGCACCUGCCACUAACUGUGAGGUGACCUUUGCUCCAGAGGCUGUUGAGUCUUUUCUGCAAGAUCUCCAGCACUCACUGAGCAAUACCUCAGAUGAUGAGGCAUCAUCUCUUGAGACCUCAAGAGGUCCUCUCCUAGCUUCCUCAAACUGGAGCACAAGACAAAGUCUCUUUUCAGAGAGAUGGAGGACAGAGAGACCACGUCUGGUGAACACCGCUGCGGCACAUGAAAAUGUAGCAACACGCAUCUGCCAACAGUGUGGGAGCAAUCCAGCUGCUGUCCGCUGCAGUGACUGUCGACCACAGCCCUUUUUCUGUGCUCAGUGUGAUGUCAGUAUGCACACCAGACAUGUUCUCCAUAACAGAGAUGCCAUGACGGCUGGAUUCUACCAGCCAUUGCCUCCAACAACUUUUGUUGUAGAUAAGGCUCUUUCCCAUUGUGGUAAGUGCUGGUUUGUGAGUGUACAACAUACACAUAAUUCUGAGAGUUGUUAGGCCUCAUAUGUUUUACUAUUUAAAUAAUGCCCUUUUUUUGUCUCUUGUUGUUUGAUAUUGAAUUUAAGCUUUUUGAGCAUCUCUUCUAUAUUUUUCAGCAAUGUACUCCAAUACCAUUGAACCGUUACAAUGUUAUAUCAGUCUAUACAAAUUGUCUUAAUACUCAAUC